Messenger RNA from Amaranthus tricolor (Joseph's coat), 2844 nucleotides. RefSeq names its product 7-deoxyloganetic acid glucosyltransferase-like. The transcript has 2 exons. Lineage: Eukaryota; Viridiplantae; Streptophyta; Magnoliopsida; Caryophyllales; Amaranthaceae. Bases 1153 to 2634 code for a protein of 493 amino acids. Gene Ontology annotation, molecular function: UDP-glycosyltransferase activity. The record is from RefSeq and is a predicted model, not a curated record.
AAAACAAAAACAAAUUAUUAGUACAUAACCAUUUAAAAAAAUAAAAAACAAAAGCCAUAAGCCCUAGAACUCCAUCAAUUUUGAAGAAACAAUAAAUCUUGAAUUUUGUGGGGGUUAAAAACAAACUUGAAGGUUGAAGAAUUUUCAUUGGUUUGAAGAACAAACAACCAAUAAUGAAGGAAACUUAAAGAAACAAACAAACAAUGAAGCUUUAAGGUUUGAAGAAUCACGUGGUUUGAAGAAGGAAACUUGAAGGUCUAGAAUUUUUGUGGGUUUGAAAAUGAAGAAGAUACGGGUUCAAAGAAGAAGAUGAAGCAAUAAUAAGUAUAGUUAGAAGAUACGAGUUUAAAGAAGGUUUAAAGUAGUAAAUACUCUUAUUGUUAAGUGGCACAUUUAAAAAAAAAAAAGAAAUGGGUAUAUGGCAUAUUAUGUGUUAUAUGUUGCGGUUCUACAGGAACUGCAACAUAUACUCUUCUUUUUUUUUUCCCUCGUUUUUUUAAUCUAUUUUAUGCUGCGUCUUCAAAAAGUCCUGUGCAUAACAUUCCAAACGUUGAUGAAAAUGAUCUCCAAGUUCCCACAAGUUAUUACUAACAUUCCAAAAGACAAUGUGUUCAAUACCCCUAAAUAAUUGUCAUCGUCUUCAGAUAAUACAUUGUUAUUACUAAUAUUAGUGAUUAAUGGGAAGAAGACUAAAGGAGACUUUGGAGAGAAAUCUAGGGUUUGGACUUUGGAGAGAAAUUGAGACUUUAAAGAUUAAUGGAGACUUAGAAGAUUAUUAGGGAUGAAGACUAAGAAGAAGAAGAAGGAGGAGGAGGAGAGAGAAAGCUAAUUGGAGGAGAAGAAAUAAAAUGAAAAAAGAAAAAAAAACUUAAAAAAAAUUUAAAACAAAAAAAGGAAAUUCAAAGGUAAAAACGCUGUGGUCAUUUUGUACGGAUCCAAUAAUUGGACUAAAUAGUGGUCUAAGUUAUUAAUACCAAAUUUUCUUUUUGCUCCGCAAUUGUUUAAAAAGCCGAGUUCAAGUGGUAAUAAUCUACUAAUUAUUUAUUGAAAUAGCGUAAAACCUAUAAAGUGCAAAGUGAAAGACAAAGAUAAAAAGCACAACACAAAUAAAACCAAAAGCCAAAAAGCACAACACAAAAUUUGAAAAAAAUAAUGGGAGCAGCACAUGUAGUGAUCUUUCCUUUACCAAUUCAAGGACCCGUGAAUUGUAUGUUGAAAUUAUCCCAACUAAUCCUGUCCAAAAGUGAAGCCGCCAUAUCUAUCACUUUUCUGACCACUGAUUUCAUCCAUGGCCGCCUUUCCAACCACUCCAAAGCGGUGCCUCAUUUUGCAGAGAUGGAGCCUAAUAAUUUCCGAUUUGAAACAGUGUCUGAUGGGCUUGGACCCGAUGACAACCCCCGUGGAGCAUACCAACUUGCUGAUAUGACCUGUUUCCUGGAGGAUCAAGCCCAAACACAAGGUUCCAAGCUGAGACAGGUGCUUUGUUAUGGAUCCUCUGAAUUUGAGUUCAAAAAAAGGGUAAGUUGUAUAAUUGCAGAUGGGUUUUUUGGGUUCAUGGUUGAUGUUGCUAAAGACUUGACUAUUCCUGUUGUUUAUUUUGAGACUAUCAGUCCAUCUGGUCUUUGGACUUAUCUUUGUGUUCCUAAUAUGAUUGCUGCUGCCGAUCUUCCUUUCCAAGGAAAUAAUUUAGAUGCUACGGUAACAAGUGUACCAGGAAUGGAAGCUUACUUAAGACGUCGAGAUCUUCCAAGUUUUUGCCGUACUUAUAAUCCCAAAACCGCAAUCAUUCAACUCGUAUUGAAGCAAGCACUUAAUUUCCCUAGAGCUCAAGGCCACAUUCUCAACACUUUUGAUGAACUCGAAGGUGAUUACUUCCCUCACUUACGCCAUUUAUGUCCAAAUCUAUACAACAUUGGACCUCUUCACCUACAUUUGAAAUGUAGGAUGAAACACAAGAUGACAAACAACCUGUUUUCGAGUAGUCUUUGGGAAGAAGAUCGAAUGUGCUUGAAUUGGCUCGAUGAGCAACCACAAAAUUCGGUUAUCUUUGUUAGCAUAGGAAGCCUAGCAGUCAUAACAAGGGAACAAUUGAUGGAGAUUUGGUUUGGUUUGGUAAAUAGUAAGGUACGAUUUCUUUGGGUUCAAAGGCCUAACUCGAUAAUGAAUGACUCUAAUGGUGUAACGGAGGGCCAAGAUUUGGUUGUUCCAAACGAAGUUAUAGAGGGUACAAAGGAAAGAGGGUGUAUAGUUAGUUGGGCUCCCCAAGAAGAGGUGUUAUCGCAUAAAGCAAUUGGUGGGUUUCUGACUCAUAGUGGAUGGAACUCGACUCUGGAGAGUAUUGUUGAAGGUGUUCCUAUGAUAUGUUGGCCAUUUUUUGUGGAUCAACAAGUGAAUAGUAGGCUUGUAAAUGAGGUUUGGAAAAUUGGGCUUGACAUGAAAGAUAAAUGUGAUAGAGUUGUGAUUGAGAAGAUGAUCAAAGAGCUUAUGGAAAAUCAAAGAGACAUGUUCUUGUUGAAGGCUAAUGAAUGGGCUGAGUUAGCCACUAAAGCUGUUAGUGAAGAUGGAUCUUCCUAUAAUAGCUUGAAUAGAUUAAUUGAGGAUAUUAGGUUCAUCAGAUUUUCAAUACCAUUAUGAUGAUUUACUUCACCUAUUUUGGUUCACUUAAUACCUUUUACCAAGUUUAUCUAUUUGGCUUUUAUAAAAUGUCGUUGAUUUAAUAAAUAUUGGUUCAAAUCAUCGUUGUUUCUAUUUUUCAUAAUUUCUAUUUCAAUUUUUGUUUAUUUUUCCUAAUGUGAUUUUCCCUUUUGAUAACAUAUUACACAAUAUACUAUCUUUGUUUGUUCA